Messenger RNA from Aspergillus melleus, 1545 nucleotides. Its product is annotated as putative MFS sugar transporter. Gene Ontology annotation, molecular function: carbohydrate:proton symporter activity. NCBI's taxonomy places the organism in Eukaryota, Fungi, Ascomycota, Eurotiomycetes, Eurotiales, Aspergillaceae. Gene Ontology annotation, cellular component: membrane. The transcript is spliced from 2 exons. The coding region runs from base 1 to 1545 and encodes 514 amino acids. Gene Ontology annotation, biological process: transmembrane transport; carbohydrate transport. The record is from RefSeq and is a predicted model, not a curated record.
AUGCAGCCUUAUUUCGGCCUGCGCGGCGCUCUGCUGAACCGCGCUAUCAUCUGGCUGGUCGUUUGUCCAGCAUUUCUCUGCUAUGGCUAUAACCAAGGCGUCACUGGCGGUCUCUUGACGCUCAAAUCGUUCUCGGAGACGUUCCCCGAGAUGAACACAUUGACCACGACGGGAGAGCAGCAGCGUUAUAACUCUACCAUUCAGGGCACUGUGGUUGCCCUGUACACUGUGGGAGGGAUCUUCGGAUCCCUCUCCUGCAUCUACCUGGGCGACCUGCUGGGACGACGUCGCGUCAUAUUCCUGACCUCCGCCGUGUCCAUCAUCGGCGCCAUCCUGAUGGCCACCUCGUUCGGUUUGCCCCAGUUCAUCGUUGCCCGCCUGGUGCUGGGCGUGGGGACCGGCGGAUACGUGGCCACGGUGCCAGUGUGGCAGGCCGAGAUCUCGCAGGCGAAGAAGCGCGGUGCCCAUGUCGUGACGGACGGCAUCUUCAUCGGUGCCGGCAUCACCUUUUCCUUGUGGAUCGACUUUGGAUUCUACUUUGUCACCGGAAACUCCGUGUCGUGGCGGUUCCCGCUGGCGUUCCAAAUCGUGCUGUCCUUGCUAGUCAUGGCUUUCAUCGUCGUCUUCCCCGAAUCACCACGAUGGCUGGUCAAGCGUGGACGACAGAGUGAAGCCCGGGAAAUCCUGGCAGCGCUGGCGGAUUUGCCGUCUGAUGAUGAGGCUAUUAACAUGGCUUUGGCUGACAUCGAACGGUCGCUGGCUCUGUCGGGUACAGGGUCCUGGUUAGACAUGCUGAGCAUGGGAGAACAGCGACUCUUCCACCGUACUAUGCUGGCAGCAAGUGGUCAGAUGUUCCAGCAGAUGUGCGGUAUCAACCUGAUCACUUUUUACGCAACGACCAUCUUCGAGCAGUAUCUGGGCCUGAGCCCCCUGCAGUCUCGCAUUCUGGCGGCAUCCAUGUGCCUGACGCAACCGCUAGGCGGGUUCCUGGCCUUUUUCACCAUCGAUCGCCUAGGUCGGCGCCCGUUGAUGCUCUGGAGUGCCGCGGGAAUGUCGGCGUCGAUGGCCGUCCUGGCAGGCACGACGUCGCUGACCGAUAACACGGGCGCGCUGGUCACUGCCGUCGUGUUCCUGUUUGUCUUUGAGUUCAUUUUCACCGUCGGCUACUCCGGUCUCACCUUCCUCUAUGCCACGGAAGUCGCUCCGUUGCAGCUCCGCGCGGCCAUCAGCGCCGUGUCCACGGCGGCAGUUUGGACGUUCAACUUCCUGCUGGCGGAGGUGACCCCCGUCGGCUUCAACACCAUCGAGUACCGCUAUUACAUCAUCUUCGCCGUGUUGAAUGCGGUGAUCGUGCCCGUCGUGUACUUCUUUUUCCCGGAGACCAACGGUCGGUCGCUCGAAGAGAUCGACGAGAUCUUCCUGCGCUCCAAGUCGGUGCUGGAUCCACCACGCCUGGCGCGGACGCUACCACGGAUGCACCUGGCCGAGGACGUGGAUGUGGAAAGGACGGAAUCUGGCGAGAGUGGUGGCAAGAUGAAGAUGUGA